Molecule: messenger RNA, 2091 nt
Organism: Nakaseomyces glabratus
Lineage: Eukaryota; Fungi; Ascomycota; Saccharomycetes; Saccharomycetales; Saccharomycetaceae
Gene: FAA4
Product: long-chain fatty acid-CoA ligase FAA4
Biological process (GO): long-chain fatty-acyl-CoA metabolic process; long-chain fatty acid metabolic process
Cellular component (GO): lipid droplet; plasma membrane; endoplasmic reticulum
Molecular function (GO): long-chain fatty acid-CoA ligase activity
Source: RefSeq, a predicted model, not a curated record
AUGGUACAAGUCUCUGCUAUAUACGGCAAAGCUGCCAACGAGCAUGAAACUGCUCCAAGGGUUAAUGCGCUGAGAGCUCGUGAUGGGCCCUUGACUAGACCUUUGGACUCUAAUGCGUCUACUGUGUAUGAAUUGGCUCUAGAAUCCUUCCAAAAAGGUGGCAACCGUAGAGGUAUGGGCUGGAGAGAGAUCACUGAGAUACAUGAAGAAGUGAAGAUUAUCGUCAAGAAGAUCGACGGUAAGAAUGUUCCACAGGAGAAGACGUGGUUGUACUACGAAAUGACUCCCUACCGUCACAACACUUACAGAGAGCUUAUCUCUAUUAUGCAUAACUUGGGUCGUGGUAUGGUUAAAGCUGGUAUUAAACCUAACGGCGAAAACAAAUUGCACAUCUUUGCCUCUACGUCCCAUAAAUGGAUGAAGAUGUUCUUGGGUGCCCAAUCUCAAAACAUCCCAGUGGUAACCGCCUACGACACUCUUGGUGAACGUGGUUUAAUCCACUCAAUGUUGCAAACCGAGUCAAACGCAGUCUUCACAGACAACGACUUGCUGACAAAAUUGAUUAACCCAUUGAAAGAGGCCAAAGAUCUUAAAUUCUUGAUUCACUCUGAAACCAUUAAUCCUAAGGACACCAGACAAAACGGUAAAUUGUACAAAAAUGCAAAGGAAGCCCUUGCUAAGAUCAAGGAAGUAAGACCAGAUCUAACAAUUAUCAGUUUUGAUGAACUUCUGAGAUUAGGUAAGAAGAGUAAACACGAAAUUGAACCACACCCACCUAAACCAGAAGAUCUGUCAUGUAUCAUGUAUACCUCUGGUUCUACAGGUGAUCCAAAGGGUGUUGUCCUAACUCAUGCAAACAUCGUCGCAGGUGUCGGUGGUGUCUGCCAUAAUGUCUACGGCGAUGUUGGCCAAAACGACCGUAUUAUCGCUUUCUUGCCAUUGGCUCAUAUAUUUGAAUUGGCCUUUGAAUUAGCUGCAUUCUAUUGGAAUGGUAUCCUUGGUUACGCCAAUGUCAAGACCCUAACAAACCUAUCUGUACGUAGAUGUCAAGGUGACAUGGUUGAGUUCAAACCAACCAUUAUGGUUGGUGUCGCUGCCGUCUGGGAAACUGUCAGAAAGGGUAUCCUGGCCAAACUAGGGGAAUUACCAGCCUACACUCAAAAGAUUUUCUGGACGGCCUACAAAUCUAAGGUUAAGCUAGAUGAAGCUGGUUUACCAGGUGGUGGCCUCAUCUCAAAGCUAGUUUUCAAAAAAGUCAAGGAGGCCACUGGUGGUUGUCUGAGAAUUAUCAUGAACGGUGGUUCUCCAAUCAGUGAAGAUGCCCAAAGAUUUUUAACUAAUGUCCUAUGUCCUAUGUUGAUCGGUUACGGUUUGACCGAAACUGUCGCUAAUGCAACAGUGCUUUCCUUAAAAGCAUUCAAAUACGGUAUUGCAGGUGAUCUAAGUGGUGCUAUCCAAGUUAAGUUAGUCGAUGCUGCAGAAUUGGGCUACUUGGCAAAGGACAAUCAAGGUGAAAUCUGGAUUAAGGGUGCUCCUGUUAUGUCUGAGUAUUUCAAGAAUGAAGAAGAGACAAAGAAGGCAUUGACUGAAGACGGUUGGUUCCGUACUGGUGAUAUUGGUGAAUGGAAUGAAGACGGCCAAUUGAUUAUCAUUGACAGAAAAAAGAAUCUGGUGAAGACCCUAAAUGGUGAAUAUAUUGCUUUGGAAAAGCUAGAAUCUCUCUACAGAUCCAACAAGUAUGUUCAAAACAUUUGUGUAUACGCCGAUCAAACUAAGGUCAAACCAGUAGGUAUUGUUGUUGGUAACAUGAAGCCUUUGGAAGCCUUAGCUAAUUCAUUGGGUCUACUAACUGGAGAAGAGACCAUUGACUCUGUUUUACAUGACAAGAAAUUGGCUGCAGCUGUAUUGAAGGAUAUGCUAGCUACCGGUAAGAGCCAAGGUCUGAACGGUAUUGAACUAUUGCAAGGUAUUGUGUUUUUCGAUGACGAAUGGACUCCACAAAAUGGUUACGUUACUUCUGCACAAAAAUUGAAGAGAAAGGAAAUCUUAGAAGCAGUAAAAGACCAAGUCGAGGCCGUUUACAAAAAUUAG